UGCAGAACCAGCACAGCAGGACCCCUGUAUGAGUGCUCAGCCGCGCUUAACCCCUGCAAGAGAAUUUUACAACAAAAAGCAACAAGUUGAAAAGUGUUUUUCAUUGGACUUACAUGGGAAUUUAACAGAGGACGGGGAGAGAACAAGGGGAGGGGACGGCCUGCAGCUGAUGGACUCGGGAGAUGAGAUAGUGCGCACAACCUUCGCCAUCUCCCCAUCCUUCCCCACCGGACGGACGCUUCUUUUUCUUUCCGGAUGAUGUAACUGUUUUAUGACAGCCUUGGCUCGGAUUUAUUCUCGCCACGAACAAAGUGCUCAUACUUUCCUUUCAUUUGAAGUGCACGGUGAUAUCCGACGACGAGCCCCAUCCUCUAGUUCUUUGGGGCCCGUGUCCAGGUUUUGGUGAGGGGGACUCUGCUCAGCAGGACGUUACGCAGUGCGAAUCGGCUGUUUCCCCGGGAUCGAUGAGAGGUGGUGCAGUCAUGUGGAGGAUUCAGAUUUGCUGCGCACUGUUUGCACUGUAUUCAGCGGCACCGCCUGCACACAUCAACCGUCUGGCGCUGUUCCCUGACAAGAGCGCCUGGUGCGAAGCCAAGAACAUCACACAGAUAGUCGGGCACACGGGAUGUCAGCCUCGCUCUAUUCAAAACAGAGCCUGCCUGGGCCAGUGUUUCAGCUACAGCGUCCCCAACACAUUCCCACAGUCCACAGAGUCUCUGGUGCACUGUGACUCCUGCAUGCCUGCCCAGACACAGUGGGAAGUGGUUACUCUGGAAUGCCCGGGUGCAGAGUCUCCUCAUGUGGAUAAGUUGGUGGAGAGGAUCUUCCACUGCAGCUGCCAGUCUUGCAGUAAGGAAGGUGGCCAGGAGGGGGCGGUGAUGCAGCUGUAUUCAGCAGACAACGUUCUUGAGGUCCCCACUUUAUCUGACACCCUCAGUGGUGCCCAGUCCCACCCUCUGCCCCCUUCAGACUUGCACCCUAAGAUGCAUGCUCAUGCACACACAGACCACCACACACUACCACACACAUCAGAUGGAGGGUAGGUGUGACUCUCUCUGUCACUCUGCUCCUCUGCUCUGCCCUCUUUAUUCUCUGUAGUAUUGUAAAGGCACUUUAAAAAUAAGGCUUCACACACACUCACAAAGUCAUGCUAUCAGUUCACAUUCUAUUGUAUAUAAACACAGACAGAAACACAGCAGCCUUUGCACUCCUUUGUUUUCCGAUUUAACAGCAUAUGUGUGCAUACGACAAAACUACAGUCUGUCUCAUUUUGCUUAAUCUACUUUAAUGCAAUAAAUCCCAUUGUUGUUAUAAAAGACAAUUUUUGUAUUUAAUUAUAUCCAUACAAAUAAAAAACUUGCUCACAUUUUA
Molecule: messenger RNA, 1371 nt
Organism: Labrus bergylta (ballan wrasse)
Lineage: Eukaryota; Metazoa; Chordata; Actinopteri; Labriformes; Labridae
Gene: nbl1
Product: NBL1, DAN family BMP antagonist
Biological process (GO): animal organ morphogenesis
Molecular function (GO): receptor ligand activity; BMP binding
Source: RefSeq, a predicted model, not a curated record